GAAAGCGCUGCGGAGGCGUCGUCGGAGGGCGGGAAGGGGCCGGGUGACCGCAACCUUAUCUUCGACGGUGGCACAGGCUCUUCCCGCCUCUUUCCUUGCAGCCGCGCCUGCCGAAGGCGUCGCCAAAGAGCAUCUGCCCGGGAACAGGAAGGAGCCUCCCUCAAAGCUGCCGAGGCGGCAGCGGCGACGAAACUAGCCAGCCUACGAGAAAUUGGCGCUAUCUGGACCUCGCCAGGAAACGGAACGGAGCCCCGCGGGGGGACGCAGGCAGCUGGACAGAUAUCUUCUCCCGCGCGCGGAGCUGCUGAGCAAGGCUAAAGAACACCCAAGCCACCAUGUGGGGAACGCUCCAAUCCAUUUUAGGAGGUGUAAACAAACACUCAACCAGCAUUGGGAAGAUAUGGCUCACUGUCCUCUUCAUUUUCCGUGUCAUGAUCCUUGUGGUGGCUGCAGAAAAUGUCUGGGGAGACGAACAGUCAGAUUUCACUUGUAACACUCUACAACCUGGGUGCAAAAAUACCUGCUAUGAUGAUUAUUUCCCAGUUUCUCAUAUUAGACUUUGGGCUCUCCAACUUAUCUUUGUGUCUACCCCUGCCCUUCUGGUGGCAAUGCAUGUUGCCUACAGAAAGCACGAGAAGAAACGGAAAUACCGACAUGGGGAGAAAAUUGACAUUGAAAGUCUGAAAGCCCAAAGGUUCCACAUCGAAGGACCCCUAUGGUGGACAUACACCAGCAGCCUCUUCUUCCGAAUUAUCUUCGAAGCGACUUUCAUGUACAUAUUUUAUUACAUGUACAAUGGGUACCGUAUGCCUCGUGUAGUGAAAUGCACCGAUUUUCCUUGCCCAAAUACAGUAGAUUGCUUUAUUUCUCGUCCCACUGAGAAAACUGUAUUUACUAUUUUCAUGCUGGCUGUGUCAGGCAUUUGUAUGCUCCUAAAUGUGCUCGAGUUGUCUUAUUUGAUACUGAAGUCUUGCAUGAAGAAGUCUCAGACCAAGAAACCACUGCCCAAUCAUUAGAUGUUUGUAUGUCAUGUACCUAUUUUGCAUUGCUUAAAAGCUCAUCUGUUUUUAAUUAAACUAUAUUAAAUCACACACCUUCUAAAUAGUGGGAGUCCAUCUUCUUAUUUAACCCAGAGUUCAGAAAUUCUUUUGUCAGUACAGGCUGAUAAUACCCAAAUCAUCUAGUUACAAUUGUGCAAAAGGCUAGUAUUUUGAUUAUUAAACAGCUUUUUUUUCCUCCUUUGAGCGAGAAGAGCGCACAGCCCUCAAACAUCAUGAUUCUUUAUCAGGUGUUUUAUUUUCAGGACUUAGGAUAAGUAACAAUUAUUUCCCUAAUUACUUUACCCCCUCAACUUACUGCAGUUAGUUUUAACUAUGAUUUACAAACCUGGUUUAUUCAGAUAAAUCAUGGUUUGAAGUUGGCAUGUUUAGACAAACCAUUGGACAAACAGGCCAAACCCUACACCAAAGGAUAAAUGGACAUAAAUCUGACAUCAGGAAUUACAAGACAGAGAAACCAGUAGGAGAACACUUCAAUCUCCCAGGACAUUCUAUACAAGAUCUCAAAGUAGCUGUUUUAUUACAGAAAAAUUUCAGAAACAGACUGGAAAGAGAAGUUGCUGAAUUGCAACUCAUUACCAAGCUUAAAACCAUGGAGAGACCUGGUCUGAAAAAGGACACUGGAUUCUUAUCUCAUUAUACAUGAUCAAGCUUUCUUUAGCACCUCAGCCCUUGCUUUUUCCUGCAAGACCAAUUAACAGUCAUCAACAGGUUUAUCACUCCUAUCAGCCAAUCACCCGUUCCCACCACCCUUCUGAGUAAUACCCCUCCCCACCCUCUGACUAUACAUGAGGGUCUGGUGACUUCUGUUUCAGUGUAUCUGAAGAAGUGUGCAUGCACACGAAAGCUCAUACCUGUGACAAACUUAGUUGGUCUCUAAGGUGCUACUGGAAGGAUUUUUUUUAUUUUGUUUAGACAAACCAUAGUUAAAACCAACCACAGUUUGUCCCAGUCUAAAUUUAACAACAGACCAUGGUUAGUUGAAAACAAUACUGAAUGCUUCCAAUUUCAUUCCAGAGGAGGAGAGCAAACUCAAGGCUCGCUCACUUCCAUAAUCAGAGGCAGCCUGUCUCCUCUGAAUACCAUUGGUAGGGGAACAGUGGGACAGGGCUAUGAUGCUCAUGCCCAACUUGUGUGCUUCACAUAGGUACGGUAUCUAGAAACAGGAUGCAGCCUUUAGUCUGACACAGGAGAGUUCUUCUCUUUGCUCUUACACUGCACACUAAACCACAGCUUAGCCAUUAAACCAAAGUUUAGCCAUGUUACGUCUGCAAGCAGCCAAUCCUGAACAUCCUGUGCACACCCUGGCUGCCUUACAUGAUCCUUACCAGGGUUUAAUGGGACUUGAUGCUCUAAAAAUCAUAUAUUUAAUAUGCAUUUCCAUUUGUUGAGAUGUAAAUGCCAUCAAAUUGCUCUGUAACAGUUUUGAUCACCACGCCCGGCAUAAGUUUUGGUGGACUAGAGUGUGCUUCAGAUGCACAGAGUUCCAUGCCUCUGAUGAAAUGGACUCUAGUCUGUGAAAACCCAUGGUAUGAUAAAGUCUGUUAGUCUUUAAUGUGCUAUAAUAUUCUUGGUUUCUAUUAAUCUGGCGGCAAUAGAACUGGGCAUACCACAUAAGAGCUGCCUAUGUGAAUAAAUUGUGGAGAAACUAUAGCUGAGUUCUGCCACUACUUGGUUACUAUUUAAAAAGUGCCUUUCACUUGAUGUAGGAAGAAAGCCAAUUCUGUCCUUUAAAAAGUUCUGAGAAUAUAUAUAUAUAUAUAUAUAUAUAUAUAUAUAUAUAUAUAUAGUGACACCGUUUUGGAAUUAUUGUACUGCUAUUAUGAGCAGUUUCAGGAAAGCACAAAGAUAUAUCAGGAUUAGCUAGAACAAGUAAUUCUGUCUCCCUGAGAACAUCCUUAAUCCAACUAUGACAAACAGGAACUUUGGUGCGUUUCAUGCUUCUGCUUGUUGAAUGCGUAAUUGAAUGAUUGACUGCCAAAAGAACAUUCUGCUAUUCAAUGGUCAGUAUUACAAAAUAUAUUAUUUGUAUGAGUGACACUUUUUUCCUAAUGAUCCUUUACUCAUAAAUAAAUCACAUUUGUCAUGC
This is a messenger RNA of Zootoca vivipara (common lizard), 3147 nucleotides long. RefSeq names its product gap junction beta-2 protein. The record is from RefSeq and is a predicted model, not a curated record. Lineage: Eukaryota; Metazoa; Chordata; Lepidosauria; Squamata; Lacertidae. Gene Ontology annotation, molecular function: gap junction channel activity. Gene Ontology annotation, biological process: gap junction-mediated intercellular transport; cell-cell signaling. Gene Ontology annotation, cellular component: connexin complex.